AACGUGACGUUACAAAUUCUCCCGCGUCUGCCGUGAAUGAGGCGAUUGAACCCGGAAACGGCCGAAGGGCCUCGAGGGUGUCAAUCGCCGAAUUCGCGGACAGACGCGACACUUGUUGUUAGACCACGACACUUAUCUCGUCAUUUCCCUCAAUUAUAUAUCUCGCUCGUGAUUCCGUGUGUGAUUUUCCUUCGCUGUAAGUUCGACUGCCGUCCAGUGUUUUGGAUUAUCGACAUUCAAAAUGAACCGAAUCCACUUGAACACAGAAGGAACAAAAAAAACUACGCUAGAAGGAAUUACCACAGAGAUAAAUAAAAUGCAAGAGAAAAUUAACAAAAUUACAACAAAAAUGAACAAAUACAAGAACAAAUAUAACGAGCUGGAGGAUAAACGACAAGAAUUAAAAAAUCAAAUUAAUAGAUUAAACAUUUGGAAAAUAAAUAUAAAUAAACCUCUAAACAACAACAGCAGCGAAGAAGAAUCGAGUUCAGAACCGGAGACGGUAGUAGAAAAUAUAACCAACCAAGAAAGCCACAAGGAGAAAAUCGACUACGAAAUAAGGGAGGAGGAAACAAAGGAAGAAGAUAACAUGGAGAUGAUCGACUUCAGCAAACACGAAUACUCAAAAGAAAAGGAAAAAGAAGUAUUCCUCGGCAAGCUUCGCUGGCGCUGCGACCGCCGUAAAAAAUUAGAGGAAAAUGUAGAAGAGAGGAGGCUACAGGAAGAAGAAUGGACGAGAUUAAGAGAAGAUAACAAGAUAGAAAUCGAAAACUAUUUGAAAUCUCAACAACAAAAAUAAUAAGGAAGAUAAUAUCACACGAAUUUAAUUUUUCUUUAUCAUACUUUUUCUUUUCUCUUCGUAUUUCUAAUAAAAAUAAUAAUGAUCUCAAAGUUCGUUACCAAAACAACAAUUCAAUUUUGUUCUCCACAAUCAAAAAAUUUCUGUUCUCUCGUAUACACCUUCACAAACUUUUUGUUCUCUUUUGCUUCCACAUAAAAUGCGCUUUUAUUUUUCUUACUUAAACAACAUACGAGAUAAUCAUUAGAGA
This is a messenger RNA of Leptopilina heterotoma, 1049 nucleotides long. RefSeq names its product probable E3 ubiquitin-protein ligase bre1. The transcript is spliced from 2 exons. Lineage: Eukaryota; Metazoa; Arthropoda; Insecta; Hymenoptera; Figitidae. Bases 242 to 799 code for a protein of 185 amino acids. The record is from RefSeq and is a predicted model, not a curated record.